AUGAAGCCCUUUAAGCCUACACACGUGUGCCUCGCAUUCGAGAUGGCUUUGGCUCGUUUUCUUCUUCUUUAUGGGUCGGCCACCUUCGAGGAAAAAUUGGCGGAAGAAAUGGAGCGCCUGGAGUCAGAGAAGCGGACGUGGAACAGCGACAUUGGCCUCCAGGCGGCUGCCAAGUCGAAGCAGCAGAAAGUGGGGGGCUCUUCUCCAGCGAUGCAGCAAGCAGCAUGCACAACUGCGCCGCUGCGCACGACCGCCGUGCCAGCUACGACCGGGGCCUUGGAAGCUACAGCUUCACCGGCGAUGCCAAGCUCCUGCUCGCAAGGCGCCGGCGCCGCAGCAGACGCUGGCGCUCAGUCCACUCCGCCUUCUUCCCUACCUCCAGACGCUGGCAAGCGUGAGCGUGGCGAGCGCGGUGGGAAGAGGAAGUCAUGGUACUGCAAGUGGUUCUAUGAUCCGACGCGAGGGAAAAGAAUCUGUCCGCACACGCGCAUAGUGCUUCGGCUAGCAUGA
Symbiodinium natans is the source of this 510-nucleotide messenger RNA. Lineage: Eukaryota; Dinophyceae; Suessiales; Symbiodiniaceae. The record is from the annotation of a GenBank genome assembly.